Melospiza melodia melodia is the source of this 1553-nucleotide messenger RNA. RefSeq names its product SLAM family member 8-like. The record is from RefSeq and is a predicted model, not a curated record. Lineage: Eukaryota; Metazoa; Chordata; Aves; Passeriformes; Passerellidae.
GCAUUUUCCCCCCAAACCCCGCUGUUUCUCCCCCCAUGGCGCUCCCCGCUCGCUGAGCCCGCGAUGCUCCGCGCCCUCGGGCUGCGGCGCCGGGGUGGUCGCUCCUCCUUCCUCCCCCCUCCUCCUCCUCCUCCCGCUGCUGCUCGGAGCCGCUGAUCCCGCUCCGAGCCGAGCCGAGCCGAGCCGAGCCGAGCCGAGCCGAGCCGAGGCGAGCCGCGAUAGCAACAUCCCGGGAUAAGGAGCCCGGAGGCGCCGGGAUGGAGCGGGAAUGGCCGCGGGGCAAAGCGCGCCUGCCCUCGCUGCUGCUGGCGCUGCUGGGGCUCGGCCCAGGUGAGGCUGUUGCAGGAGCGCGUUUUGAGGCAGAAAAUGAGGUUUUGGAAAUUCUGGCUGGGAAUUCCACCCAGUCCCUGCUGGAGCGCUGUUCUGAGCUGCUCUUUGGGCAGUCGCGGUCCCCGCCGCGGCAGGUGAACGGCGUCCUGGGCGGCUCCGUGCUGCUGUCCCCGUGGCUGCUGCCCAACCAGACGGUGAAGGAGAUCGAGUGGAGCUUCUCGGGGGGCUCCGGCGCCACCAUCCAGGUGGCCGAGGUGGGCCCGGCGGGGCUGGAGCGGCCGGACCCGCGCGACCGCUUCGGGCGGCGCCUGGAGCUGGUGAACGGCACCGCGCUGCGGCUGCGGGCGCUGCAGAGGGGCGACAGCGGCGUCUUCGGGGCCAGGAUCAAGCUGCAGCCCGCCCUGGUGGAUGACCAGACCUUCAACCUGUCCGUCUACGAGGCCGUGCCCAGCCCCCGCACCCGCAGCCAGCUCCUGGCCAGCACGCUCGAGUGGUGCAACCUGACCCUGCAGUGCCAGGGCAGCGGGCGCGGCGCCGUCAACGUCACCUGGCGGCGCGACAGCCUCACCUGGGGCCACCUGGGGCCCGGGCGCCACCAGCUGUCCCCCGACGGCACCACCCUGAGGGUGGCGCUGCCGCCCGCCGCCACCAACGUCACCUACGCCUGCACCGUCAGCAACCCCGCGGACCAGAAGGUGGCCGUGUUCGACCUGCAGAGCCUGUGCCAGGGCGGAGGGGGUCCCUCGGCGUUCUCCACCUCGGGCUAUGUGGUGCUGUCCCUCAUCCUGGUGGCCGUGAGCCUCGGCGGCGCCUUCUGGUGCUGGAGGGUCAACAGUGAGAAGGCGGCCGAGGCAGCCGCCACGCCCACGGCGCCGCCCGAGGAGAGCCCGGCGGAGGCGCCGCCCUUCAGCGACAUCGUCUGCAAGCCCCCCGAGGGCAACGACCAGGGCCCCAGCCCCCCCGAGGCCCCGCAGGAACCCAGCGAACCCCAAAAACCCAAACCCGAGCGCACCCCAAAAACCCAACCCGAGGCCCCGAAAUCGCCCCCGGGGGGCACCGAGCAGAAAGGGCCCGAGGACACGGCCGAGGAGGUGACAUAGGGCCAGGUGAGCGACCCCAAAACAUCCCAAAAACACCCCAAAAACACGCCAGAAACACCCCAAAACCAACCCCAAAACCACCCCAAAACCAACGCCAAAAACACCCCAAAACCAACCCCAAAA